AACACACUCUUCCUUUCUAUCGAUUUUGGCUUUGGAUUGAAACCGCCGGAGCAAAAUCGUAUAACCGUAUUUCACAACAGACGUUCCAAGAACUGGUUGAUUACGAUUAUGACGAAGUUCACCUGACUAUAAUCUGUCAAAGAAUUGUUCAUUUAUUGAACACCGUCCUAUUUGGAGAAUAUCUAGUAGUAGACGAUCAAAUUCGGCUCAUUAAUUUCGUCUACGAAAGAUUCGUUGGAAUCCACACCAACGAGCAGAACAAUUCUGACAACGAGAAUCCAGAAGAAAAUGAUUCCAAUGAGUAUUACUCCGAAACAAUCGAUGCCGAAACGCAGACCGAAGAAAGUGACGAAGAAAGAAGAUCCGAAAGAUCAAUUAAAGAUGGGAAUCUAAUCGAUUUCUUUAGUCCAGAAAACCCACAUACCGACGACGAAGAAGAAAUAAUCUACAUCGAGGAAACAAUUAUCAAUGAAGAUAGUGAUACAAGCCAAACCGACGAAGAACAAGACGACGAACCCGAGCAAAGAGAAAGUCCAUCCCACGAACAAGAAAACAUGACCAACGUUAACGACGUGUUGAACGCCCAAAACAACACCAGACCAAAUGCAUCAAGUGGAUCAGCGAACAAUGGACAAAUAAACAACAAUACUAAUACAGCAUUAUUGAUGCAGAUCCAACAGCUCACCGAUGCACUACAAAACAGAACAGCCACAAACAAUUCUCUCUUGACCACUCACGAAUAUUUGAUUGGCGAGAGAAAAACUAAAACCACUUCACGAUAUGAUCCCCUUGGAAAAAGACCAGCAACCCGAAGUCAGACGAUCGAAGAUGAAAGAAAAAGUGAAGAUCCAAAAAAAGAAAAUCAUGAGAUGGAAGAAGACG
Messenger RNA from Ambispora gerdemannii, 882 nucleotides. NCBI's taxonomy places the organism in Eukaryota, Fungi, Glomeromycota, Glomeromycetes, Archaeosporales, Ambisporaceae. The record is from the annotation of a GenBank genome assembly.